AUGUCGGGCAAUCUCAAGAGGGUGCCGGGCACGUCGGUUACACCCCCAACUGCGGGUGGACCAGGAGAUGUCCCUCUCAAGGAAAAGAAUGACGAAAGCGAAAAGUCUAGAACGCAAGUCGGCGAAGACAACGAGCUCCCUGACCAGCAGAGUACGGAUUUAACUCGACGGAAUUCAUUAGCAUCACAACAAACGACUGCGAGUGAACAUGUUGUUAGCCUGAAAGCUCUGGAGGCAGGGUUUGCUGGUGUGCGCGAGAAAAGUGGGAAAAUUAUGAUUGUGGAUUGGGAUGGGCUAGACGAUCCAUGUAAUCCGUUAAAUUGGUCAUAUAAAAAGAAAUGGAUUGCAACUCUUAUUGUAUCAGCAUUUACAUUUAUUUCUCCUGUUUCUUCGGCGAUGAUCGCUCCGGCAUCCGACCAGCUUGCCUCACAGUUCGGGAUAACGAAUACAGCGGUUCUCGCUAUGAGCACUUCGGUGUUUAUCCUCGGGUAUGCUUUUGGGCCCCUCUUCCUCGGUCCACUUUCAGAAAUGUACGGUCGAUCACGAGUAUUACAAAUAGCAAAUAUCUGGUAUCUAAUUUGGAACACAGCAUGUGGUGGUGCUCAGAAUACCGCCGAGCUUGUCGUCUUUCGAUUUCUUGCAGGCCUUGGUGGAAGUGCACCUCUAUCGAUUGGUGGUGGUGUAUUAGGAGAUUGUUGGCGUGCAGAAGAGCGUGGUCAGGCCAUUGCUUUGUAUUCACUCGCACCACUUCUAGGCCCUGUGAUCGGUCCUAUUUGCGGUUCUUGGAUCGCGGAGAAAUCGACAUGGCGAUGGGUGUUCUGGGGUACAUCUAUAGCAGAUGGCGUCGUGCAGAUUCUAGGCUUAUUUUUCCUUAAAGAAACCUUUGCACCUAUCCUCCUGGAACGCAAAGCCAAUAGGCUACGCAAGAAACUCGGAAUCCAGAAAAGCGAUGAAGCAGCUUGCAAUAUCAUGACGCCGUUCCAGGGCUCAGACCGAACUUGGCAACAUGUAUUCAAAAAAGCUAUCAUCCGUCCCUUCGCACUCUUUGUCCGAGAGCCGAUCAUCCAGCUCAUGGGACUGUACAUGACGUUUGUAUAUGGGUUAAUUUAUCUCGUUAUAACAACAGUUCCUGGAAUAUACCAAAUUACCUAUAACGAGACUGUCGGGAUUGCGGGACUCAACUAUAUCGCACUCGGGAUUGGAAUGACGGGUGUGAGCCAGAUCACUGCACGGCUUAUGGAUCCGAUCUAUAGAACGCUCAAAGCGAGGAAUGGUGGGGUUGGAAAACCUGAAUUUCGACUUCCAUUAAUGGUCCUCGGAACGUUUUGCCUCCCCAUUGGUCUUUUCAUAAUGGGCUGGACAGCCGAGAAACACGUAUUCUGGCUCGUUCCCGACAUCGGUUUAGCUUUUAUUGGAGCAGGGAUGGUCGUUAACUUCCAAGCGAUUCAGACGUAUGUUAUUGAUGCGUUCACGUUACAUGCUGCGUCUGCAUUGGCUGCUGUGUCGUUUCUGAGGUCGUUAGCUGGGUUUGGGUUCCCGCUUUUUGCGCCUGCUAUGUAUAGUAAGCUGGGUUAUGGGAAGGGGGAUACGAUACUUGCGGUGCUGGCGAUUGUUAUUGGAUGUCCUUCACCGUGGUUAUUCUGGAAGUACGGAGAACAAAUCCGGGCCCGAAGUCGAUACGCAGCUUAA
Fomitiporia mediterranea MF3/22 is the source of this 1689-nucleotide messenger RNA. Its product is annotated as MFS polyamine transporter. Gene Ontology annotation, molecular function: transmembrane transporter activity. Lineage: Eukaryota; Fungi; Basidiomycota; Agaricomycetes; Hymenochaetales; Hymenochaetaceae. The coding region runs from base 1 to 1689 and encodes 562 amino acids. The transcript has 12 exons. Gene Ontology annotation, biological process: transmembrane transport. The record is from RefSeq and is a predicted model, not a curated record.